GCCAGAAAGAUCCAAAACAAGUGGCUGCGGCCGUCGCUCGGGAGUCGUCGGACGCCGCAAUCGGGCCCCAGUUCUGAGCUUGUUCCGCCCCCCUCGCCCGGGAAUGGCGUUGUCCGGGUCGACCCCGGCUCCGAGCUGGGAGGAGGAUGAGUGCCUGGACUACUACGGGAUGCUGUCCCUUCACCGUAUGUUCGAGGUGGUAGGCGGGCAAUUGACCGAGUGCGAGCUGGAGCUCCUGGCUUUCCUGCUGGACGAGGCUCCCGGCGCUGCUGGAGGCUUGGCUCGGGCCCGCAGCGGCCUGGAGCUGCUGCUGGAGCUGGAGCGCCGCGGGCAGUGCGACGAGAGCAACCUGCGGCUGCUGGGGCAACUCCUGCGCGUGCUGUCCCGCCAUGACUUGCUGCCGCACCUGGCGCGCAAGCGACCCCGGCCAGUGUCUCCAGAACGCUACAGCUAUGGCACCUCUAGCUCUUCAAAGAGAAAAGAGGGCAGCUGCUGUCGCCAUCGGCCAUCAAGCAGUUCUUCAGAUUCUCAGCAAGGUCAGUGGGAGACAGGCUCCUCCCCUACCAAGCGGCAGCGGCGGAGUCGGGGCCGACCCAGUGGUGGUGCCAGAAGGCGGAGGAGAGGGGGCCCAGCCACUCCCCAGCAGGAGCAGGCUGGGCCUGUGUCAGAAGGCAAAGUGACCUGUGACAUCCGGCUCCGGGUUCGAGCAGAGUACUGUGAGCAUGGGCCAGCCUUGGAGCAGGGUGUGGCCUCCCGGCGGCCCCAGGCACUGGCUCGGCAGCUGGACGUGUUUGGGCAGGCCACGGCAGUGCUGCGCUCAAGGGACCUGGGCUCUGUGGUGUGUGACAUCAAGUUCUCAGAGCUCUCCUAUCUGGACGCCUUCUGGGGUGACUACCUGAGUGGUGCCCUACUGCAGGCCCUGCGGGGUGUGUUCCUGACUGAGGCCCUGCGUGAGGCUGUGGGCCGGGAGGCUGUCCGCCUGCUGGUCAGUGUGGAUGAGGCUGACUAUGAGGCUGGCCGGCGCCGCCUGUUACUGAUGGAGGAGGGGGGGGGGCAGCACCCGACGGAGGCCUCCUGAUCCUGGAUCUGGCAGGACUGACCCCACCACUGAGUCUCCGAGCUAUCUUCUCCCCUGGAGGAUGACCAUCUCUGCUCCUAGAGGACUGUUACUGCAACAGCUCUGAGGACUGCAACAGGACGGUGGGCCACUUGACAGCCCCUCCCACAGGAUGUGGGCUCUGGGGCCUAAACCACUUCCAGCUGAGUUUCCUUCCCAAGUUCUUCCCCCCACCCCCAGAUGUGUUUCCUCAGCCUUAGGAGGCCAGCAGCUCAUGCAGAUCCCCAAAGGGAAGGGGGCAUAACCAUGCACUUACCAAAGGCCCCCUGCACAUCCUGUCCCUGAAUCUGGACUGUCUGCGUGCAUGGUAGUGCACGCUCACCCACAUACUACCCCCUCUGAAAUCUCCUCUGAGCCCCUGCUCUGGCCUCUUCCACACACUUCUUUGGCCUAAAGGCUUCUCUCUCAGGAUCUCCAAUUUUACCACCCCCAACCUGGGCUUCAGCCACGCCAGUGGGCACUGGAGCUGGGGUACACAUGGGGCCUGCUCACCUUACCAACAUAUCUCUAGCCAGCCAGGGCUCUGCGCAGCUUCCAAACACAAAUCUGGCUCUCUUCACUUUCCCCUCCUCCCCAGAGCUGGAUGAAGACUUGCACCUGGACUGAGUAUCACACGUGGGUGUUGUGGCAGCAUAGACCAAGGCUUAUUGUUGCUUAUGGGGCCAGGACCAGAAAACAACUGCCUUUUUGGAAAGGAAAGGCAAGGGCUUGGGAGCUGAUGGGAAAGACCUUUUAUAAAUGGCACCAAUAAAACUGCCCUGGAAGGGGCAUAGGUGGACAUCAA
Molecule: messenger RNA, 1901 nt
Organism: Galeopterus variegatus (Sunda flying lemur)
Lineage: Eukaryota; Metazoa; Chordata; Mammalia; Dermoptera; Cynocephalidae
Gene: DEDD2
Product: death effector domain containing 2
Exons: 5
Coding region: 104-1078 (324 amino acids)
Biological process (GO): regulation of apoptotic process; extrinsic apoptotic signaling pathway via death domain receptors; apoptotic process
Cellular component (GO): nucleolus
Molecular function (GO): DNA binding; protein binding
Source: RefSeq, a predicted model, not a curated record